AUGAAUAUUUCUUUCUCGAUUCCUGUUUACGUUUUUGCAUUCGGUCACUCUUUCUUUCUUUCUUUCUUUCUUUCUUUCUUUCUUUUUCAUAUUUUCUAUAAAUCUCUCACUCUUUCUUUCUUUCUUUCUUUCAUCUCUCUCAUAUUUUCUAUAAAUCUACGCUGUCAUUCUUUCUUUCUUUCUUUCUUUCUUUCUUUUCUCCAAUUUUCUAUAAAUAUAUCCUUCCUGUUUCCUGUCUACGUUUUGAAAUUGUCAUUUUUUCUUUCUUUCUUUCUUUCUCUCUUUCUUUCUUUCUUUCUCAUAUUUUCUAUAAAUCUGUCACUAUUUCUUUCUUUCUUUCUUUCUUUCUUUCUUUCUUUUAUCUCUCUCAUAUUUUCUAUAAAUCUGUCACUAUUUCUUUCUUUCAUAUUUUCUCUUAAUAUUUCUUUCCUGUUUCCCGUCUACGUUUUUACACGCUAUCAUUCUUUCUUUCUUUCUUUCUUUCUUUCUUUCUUUCUUUCUUUCUUUCUUUCUUUCUUUCUUUCCCAUAUUUUCUAUAAAUAUUUCUUUCCUGCUUCCAUGAUCUAUCUAUCUAUCUAUCUAUCUAUCUAUCUAUCUAUCUAUCUAUCUAUCUAUCUAUCUAUCUCUUUCACUUCAAAUCUAUCUCUAUUUACAGACUGA
Messenger RNA from Acanthosepion pharaonis, 660 nucleotides. Lineage: Eukaryota; Metazoa; Mollusca; Cephalopoda; Sepiida; Sepiidae. The record is from the annotation of a GenBank genome assembly.